Molecule: messenger RNA, 2585 nt
Organism: Ceratotherium simum simum (southern white rhinoceros)
Lineage: Eukaryota; Metazoa; Chordata; Mammalia; Perissodactyla; Rhinocerotidae
Gene: BCO2
Product: beta-carotene oxygenase 2
Biological process (GO): carotene catabolic process; retinal metabolic process
Cellular component (GO): mitochondrion
Molecular function (GO): carotenoid dioxygenase activity; beta-carotene 15,15'-dioxygenase activity
Source: RefSeq, a predicted model, not a curated record
UGUAAUUAUGGUAAUAUUGAAUGGUGGUCAUUUUUUAUUAUAACAAAUGAGUUUUACUGUUAGCACAUCGGGAGUCAGCAUGUAGAUUCAGUCUUGUGAAAAGACGAGCAUUGUUCAACCAUGAGAAAUGAUAAUAGUAGUAAUUAAAGUCCUGAGUUAACUCUUAGGCAGAUUUGUAUUGCAAGAAUACAAAAAGGAUUGUUGUGGUUCAAAAAUGGAGAACUAAAGAGUUGGUGGUCUGAGAAUGAGGAAGGAGAGAGAAGAAUUUGGAGACUGUAUUUGGGUUAGGAUUCCAUUUUCCUUACCAGUAGAUAAGAUUAUUGUCUAUGGAGAAACAGGCAUAUUUAUAGAAGACUGGUAAAGUUUUUUGUGCUUUUGAUUUCCUCUUCACAGUUUUGAAGAAGUACAUGGAAAAUACUUAUAAGAAAAAAGCGAUCUUCAGUAGACGGGAAGGUCUUCCAUGUAUUGCACCACUACUAACCACGGUGGAGGAGACUCCACAGAUCAUCUCUGCUCAAGUUCGAGGACAUUUUCCUAAGUGGCUCAAUGGCUAUCUACUUCGAAUUGGACCCGGGAAAUUUGAGUUUGGGAAGGAUAAGUACAAUCACUGGUUUGAUGGAAUGGCUUUGCUUCACCAGUUCAGGAUGGAGAAGGGCACAGUAACAUAUAGGAGCAAGUUUCUACAGAGUGAUACAUAUAAGGCCAACAGUGUUAAUGAUCGAAUUGUGGUCUCAGAAUUUGGCACACUGGCUCUCCCCGAUCCAUGCAAGAGUAUUUUUGAACGUUUUAUGUCAAAGUUUGAACAGACUGCAAUAACUGACAACACCAAUGUCAACUAUGUGCGGUACAAGGGUGAUUACUACCUUAGUACUGAGACCAACUUUAUGAAUAAAGUGGACACUGAAACCUUGGAAAAAACAGAAAAGGUAGACUGGAGCAAAUUUAUUGCUGUGAAUGGAGCAACUGCACAUCCUCAUUAUGACCCAGAUGGAACAGCAUACAACAUGGGAAACUCCUAUGGGCGACGCGGUUCUUGCUAUAAUGUUAUUCGAGUUCCUCCAGAGAAGGUGGACCUUGGAGAGACUAUCCAUGGAGCCCAGGUGAUAUGUUCUAUUGCCUCUGCAGAGAGGAUGAAACCUUCUUACUACCAUAGCUUUGGAAUGACAAGAAACUAUAUAGUCUUCAUUGAACAGCCUCUAAAGAUGAAUCUGUGGAAAAUCGUCACUUCCAAAAUUCGGGGAAAGGCCUUUUCAGAUGGAAUAAGCUGGGAACCCGAGUACAAUACACGAUUUCACGUGGUGGAUAAGCACACUGGACAGCUUCUUCCAGGGAUGUACUACAGUAAACCUUUUAUUACUUUUCAUCAAAUCAAUGCCUUUGAGGACCAGGGCUGUGUUGUAAUUGAUUUGUGCUGUCAAGAUAAUGGAGAAAACCUAGAAGUUUACCAACUACAGAAUCUUAGGAAAGCUGGGGAAGGGCUCAAUCAGGUCUAUAAUUCAGUAGCCAAAUCUUUCCCUCGAAGAUUUAUUUUGCCUUUACAUGUCAGUUUGAAUGCCCCUGAGGGAGUGAAUCUCAGCCCAUUGUCCUAUUCUUCAGCCAGUGCUGUGAAACAGCCUGACGGAAAGAUUUGGUGCUCUUAUGAAAAUCUACAUCCCGAGGACCUAGAGGAGGAAGGAGGUAUUGAAUUUCCCCAGAUCAACUAUGGCCAAUUCAGCGGCAAAAAGUAUCAUUUCUUCUAUGGCUGUGGCUUUCGACAUUUGGUGGGGGAUUCUCUGAUCAAGGUUGAUGUGGUGAACAAGACACUGAAGGUUUGGAGAGAAGAUGGCUUUUAUCCCUCGGAACCUGUUUUUGUUCCCGUACCAGGAGCCAGUGAAGAAGACAGUGGGGUUAUUCUCUCUGUGGUGAUCACCCCCAACCAGAAUGAAAGCAAUUUUCUCCUAGUCUUGGAUGCCAAGAACUUUGAAGAACUGGGCCGAGCAGAGGUGCCUGUGCGAAUGCCUUAUGGGUUCCAUGGCACCUUUGUAACCAUCUGAUGGAACAACCACAACGUCUGGGAGCUAAGUUCAAAAUGAAUGUGCUCUGUACAGAAGAGAGAGCAAAAGGGGCACUUUACCUUCCAAACCAUAGACAUCUGGUUUUUAAAUUUCUAUUAAAAAUAGAAUUCAUGAGAUAAUUAUGGUUUUAUAUUUUCUUGGGGGUCUUCCUUGAAAACAUUGAGCAAGUGUUGACACAACCUUUUGAAGAGAGUUUUAAAUUUAUAUUUACUGGAUAUAUCUUCCUCUAGGUAAUAUGAAUACAUGAAAGAAAAACUAGAACUGGGUCAUUACCAGCACCAGAUAUAUGGGUGACAGAGGUCCUCACACUUAGUGGAAUAAAUACAAAUAAUCAUAGAUAGUAGAAUAUGAAUAUAGAUCUGAAUAGUACCGUGUAUUUUCCAUCACAGCCUGCCUGUUAUCGCUGGUCCUAAGGUACUCACAGAGGACAGGCAGCCGACUAUGUCAUGCUUGGAGGCUUCUUCUAAACUGGCUGUUUCUCUCCUGUCCACGCAGACGCCACUGCAGUUGAACCCCCACUACCACCUCCCA